CAAUAGCGGAACCAUUUCUCUGCUUGUUGUGUUUCCGGGGGGACAUGUUUUGUGCUACACUUGUUGCACACGCUGCUCAUCCUGCACCACCAGACCAAACAGAGUUGACUGUUCAUCCAGCACCAUGCCGACCGACACCAAGCGUAUACGCGGCCCAGAGGUGUCCCAGAGUCCGUAUCUGUUUGUGGGUAAACCGGCGGCCGUGAGUCUCCCCUCGCACGGAGCCACCGGAGCCCGGUUGGACGGUCGGCAGCGGGAUCAGGUGGACGUCCGGCCGGUGUUUGUCCGGUGCGGGCUGGUGAGCCAGGCUAAAGGCUCCGCGUACAUCGAGGCUGGAAACACCAAGCUGAUGUGCUGCGUUUAUGGCCCCAGAGAAAUGGAGCGGAAAGAUGAGACCGAUAUGAAAUGUGGAAGGUUGACUACUGACAUGCGUUUCGCUCCGUUUUCCUGCCUGGAGAGGGGCGCCUGGAUUCAGGGGAGCCAGGAAAAGGACCUCUCCCUGAUGCUACACGAGAGCCUGCAGCCAGCCGUGUGCCUCCACAAAUAUCCCCGCUCUCAGAUCGAGGUCAACGUGAUGGUCCUCGAGAACAGCGGCUCGGUUCUGGCCCACGCAGUCACGUGCGCUUCUCUCGCUCUCGCGGACGCCGGGAUCGAGAUGUACGACCUGGUGCUCGGUUGUUCCAUACGCCAGGACGGCGCCUCUUAUGUGGUUGACCCUUCUUACACAGAGGAAAGCAGCUGCAGCUCGGUCAGCGGCGAGAACCAGGGCGGUCUGACUGUCGCGUUCCUCCCCAGCCUGAACCAGAUCUCUGGGCUGCAGUCAGAUGGAGAAAUGAGUGAAGAGACUCUGACAGCCGGGGUUCGGACCUGCAUCGAGGGAUGCUAUAAACUGUACCCGGUCAUCCAAAAAGCCCUGGCCAAGGCUGUGCGCAGGGCCGCGCCCCCACCGUCAGAGAGCUGAGAGACUCCUUAACCAAUAACUGCUCAGCUCAUAGUUUUUCUACUUUACAAUGUCCAAUGAUUACUUUGAAAACAUAACCCAUUUUCUCCUAUGUUUGCUAUUAAGUUCUUUAAAUGGAAAUAGUUAAGACUGAUUUAACUGUGUUUUCUUAUUAAAUGAUUUAAUAAUG
Molecule: messenger RNA, 1130 nt
Organism: Sebastes umbrosus (honeycomb rockfish)
Lineage: Eukaryota; Metazoa; Chordata; Actinopteri; Perciformes; Sebastidae
Gene: exosc6
Product: exosome component 6
Exons: 2
Coding region: 125-961 (278 amino acids)
Biological process (GO): U4 snRNA 3'-end processing; poly(A)-dependent snoRNA 3'-end processing; nuclear mRNA surveillance
Cellular component (GO): nucleolus; nuclear exosome (RNase complex); cytoplasmic exosome (RNase complex)
Source: RefSeq, a predicted model, not a curated record